AUGGCGUCCACAGAGGCAGGGGAGGAGAGCUCUAAACUCAAUAUAACAUAUAUUCCUGUGGCACUGAACAAACCUGUGGAUUUGGAGGACACAUUGCCCGACGCAGUGUUGCGGGUGGAGGCAGACUCUUUCUUCGUGAAUCGGAAGAGGCUGGCAGAACUCAGUCCGUAUUUCCGUGCCCUCUUCUUUGGCGGCGGUAAAGAGAGCAGUAAAAGAGACAUAGAGAUCAGAGGAGUGCCCGAGGAGCAGUUUCGCAUACUCAUGGAAUUCGCCAAAACUCUUAAACUACCUCUGAACAGGCAAAAUGUCCUGGGGAUCUUGGAGGCCGCUGACUUCCUCCAGCUGGAGAGGGCCAGGCUGUUGUGCUGUAAAUUCCUGGAGAGGGAGCUGCAUCUGAGUAACUGUCUGGGCAUGAUGGCGUACGCCUGGCAGCUGGGCUGUUUGCAGCUGUACGCCGCAGCCAGAGACGUGGCCCUCACCCACCUGCCGGCCAUCGCGUCUCACGAAGACUUCCUCUACCUGCCCAAGGAGAGCGUGGCGGACCUCAUCGCCAGCGACGACCUGUUUGUCAUCAGAGAAGACAUGGCCUUCGAGGUGACACUGCGCUGGGCGACCUUUGACCCCGGACGAGAGGAGGACUUCAUGGAGCUGAUGGGGCUGGUGCGGCCCGAGUCCCUGAGCCUCCCCUACCUCACCGAUCUGCUGACCCGGCUCAAGGGCUCGGACCCGCGGGCCAAGCUCAUCUGCCGCCUCAACGACAACUCCCCCGCCAGCUGGCACGCGGGCCGCUCCGUGCCCCGGGGGCGCUCCAGCGAGUUCCUGUUUGUGAUCGGAGGGCCCCACGACGGGGACGCGCCGCAGCUGCUGUACCAGUUCAACCCUCGCAGCAGCAGGUGGCAGUCUUGCGCUCCGCUUGAGAGGAGGAAGCUCACACAGUACUCCGUUGCUGCAGUGGAAGAAAACGUGGUGGUGACAGGAGGCUCCUUCCGUGAGAUUGGCUGGUACUGUGUGGACUGGGUGUCCAUAUACCUGUGUGGGAAGAGGCGCUGGGUGGAGGGCCCAGCCCUGCAGAAGUCCCGGCGCAGCCACUGCUCCGUCGGUGUGGGUGACAGGCUGUACGUGAUGGGGGGUACCAUGGAUGAGGGUCUGGUGGCUGACGUCGAGGUGCUUGUGCUGGGGUCGGAGGACUGGGUGGAGGUGAGCCCCAUGGUGCGGGCGGUGGAGAGGGCGGCCGUGGCCCACAUGGGAUCCUGCAUCUAUGUGGCCUGUGGGCUGGAUGAGAAUGGAGACGUGUACGGUGGGGUGCAGUGUUAUCACCUGAAGACUGACCAGUGGGACGUGGUCUCCUAUUGCCCCUACCCUCGCUAUGACCUUGUGGCAUCUGACCUGAAUGGCGCUCUUUACCUCUUUGGAGGCCAAGCCUGGAGACUGGACGUGGAAACGGACGAGUGGACCCUGCUGGAAGAGGAGUGUGUGGACAGGAAGUUUUUCAGCGGCUGUGCCACCAGCGGCGGCCAAGUCUAUCUCCUGAGCCAGAACAAACUGAAGUCAACCAUUCCCAAUAUGGUUCUACUGGACCCGUACACUGACACUUGCCAGGAGAUAGACAAUGCCAUACCCUGUCCAAUUCCUGUUCGUGGAUGUGUCACAGUGCGUAUGAUAAAAGACUGAAACAUCUGAA
Molecule: messenger RNA, 1681 nt
Organism: Engraulis encrasicolus (European anchovy)
Lineage: Eukaryota; Metazoa; Chordata; Actinopteri; Clupeiformes; Engraulidae
Product: kelch-like protein 24
Exons: 4
Coding region: 1-1671 (556 amino acids)
Molecular function (GO): protein binding
Source: RefSeq, a predicted model, not a curated record